This is a messenger RNA of Exophiala aquamarina CBS 119918, 741 nucleotides long. RefSeq lists its product as uncharacterized. Bases 1 to 741 code for a protein of 246 amino acids. Gene Ontology annotation, molecular function: hydrolase activity, acting on carbon-nitrogen (but not peptide) bonds. NCBI's taxonomy places the organism in Eukaryota, Fungi, Ascomycota, Eurotiomycetes, Chaetothyriales, Herpotrichiellaceae. The record is from RefSeq and is a predicted model, not a curated record. The transcript is spliced from 4 exons.
AUGUCUUCAGCAACACAAGAUAAUCCGAGCUUAAGACAAGCCAGUGGUAUUCACGAUGCCAAUGGCAUUAAGGUAUUUAUUGCAAACAUCCACGAUGCAGGAAAACCAAGGAGGCCAUGGGAAUCCGUGCAUUUUGACAAUGCGCUGAGGUCCCCAGAAUAUGAAAUCAAAGUAAAAGUUGGCACAGUGUCGGGGUUUGACGUAUUGGUUGAGAACCCUAAGUUUAAAAUCGUCAAAGGACGCGGCAGGACAUUGAGGAGCGGUCUUGGAGAUGCGCACACCCAUCUCUCCUGGAACUCUGGCGACAUCCCAGCCCUGACAGGCCUAGGUGUCAAGGAGCACACCUUAUUGACACCGCGAGCGGCUAAAAUUGCUAUUAGUAGCGGCUAUACCAUGUGCUUCGGGGCAGCUUCUGCACAAGAUCGGCUAGAUGUGGCGAUUAGAGAUGUUAUCAACGCUGGAAAGCUACCUGGACCCCGUUAUCUCGCCAACUGCAAGGAAAUCACUCAUCCCCAAGAUGCUGUGGGUCAGAAUGGUCUUGUAGUCGUCGCAAAUGGGCCUGAGGAGAUGCGUGCGGCAGUCAAUCGCCAUAUCGAUCUGGGCGCCGACCAGGUCAAGAUGACCAUGUUAGGGGAGGAGAUCUGUGAGCCGUUAUCUUCGGGAAAAAAAUGCUACUUCGAUGAUGAAGAAAUAGCGUAUAGUGUAGAUGUCGUCUUCUACGCUAGUUGGACCGAUAACUAG